GCGUUUGACUUCCUUACGCAAGAAACACAUCACAAUUCCCAACUAACUUCUCUCUUUCUGCUCCUCUGAAAGAAGACAAUUUUUUUUAGGGAAGGAGGUGUGGGAAGUGAGGGGAAAGAAGAAAAAAACCCGGAACUGGUGAUCAGUUUUGUGUGUUCUUCUUAUCAUCAUCAGCUCCCAAUUCCCUGAGGUGCACUGGAAGCUGCCUGAAGGACAGAGGGCCUCAACAUGGUGAAUUCAUCAACUUCAAGAGAAAUGGAACAGAAUGCUACUGUUCAGGAGGUGGAGGGUUUAAGAAAUAGCCAUGAGUUGGCGGGAUCAGUUUCGGAUAAGCACCUUGAUCUUUUGAGGCCAUCUGCUCGACAUGUUUCAGUGAUUAAAGGGAUGUCAACUGAAGUUUUAGGCGAUGCAAAAGGGAAGUAUACCCUGCUUAGGGAUGCUGAAGAGGGCCAAUUCGGAAUGUACGACAAACCUCUCCCUUGCUUUGGCUGUGGGAUUGGAUGGUUUUCGUUUUUACUUGGAUUUGUGUUCCCAUUGCUGUGGUACUAUGCCACAAUUCUCUAUUUUGGGAACUAUUAUCGCAAGGAUCCAAGAGAGCGAGCAGGACUUGCUGCUUCUGCGAUUGCGGCCAUGAUAUGUUCAAUAGUGGUGUUGAUCACGGUACCUAUUCUUAUAUUCUCAUCAUCGUGACUCUUUAUCUGUCAUCUGUACAUUUCACGUGGGGGAGGCUCCAGGGGAGAGCUCAAAGCCAUGGCAAUCAUCUUAUAGUCUUGGAAGCAGCAAGUGGAGAAAAGUGAUGCUGCAAGAAGGGUUCAUGCAAUCCAAGUACAUGUGUUUUCCUUUCUUUUUGGAUACUUCUAUUUAAGUGCCUUCACUGUUUUUUUGUAAAUGCCACUUGUAUUCUGUACAUGAUGAAAAUCCCAGUACUCCCAUUCUUCAGAACAAUUCAUGUGAGCCUUUUGCAGUUAAUUGAUUGAGAAGCCAAACUACAACAGAAACAGAAUCAGUGUUCAAUACCUGCCACUGUAAAUAUGGAUUAAUAUUUAUCUCAAUUAAUUAUGGUAGGUCCUCGGGUUUUAAUUUC
Messenger RNA from Macadamia integrifolia, 1084 nucleotides. RefSeq lists its product as uncharacterized. The record is from RefSeq and is a predicted model, not a curated record. Bases 229 to 690 code for a protein of 153 amino acids. NCBI's taxonomy places the organism in Eukaryota, Viridiplantae, Streptophyta, Magnoliopsida, Proteales, Proteaceae. The transcript is spliced from 6 exons.